Lachancea meyersii CBS 8951 is the source of this 1236-nucleotide messenger RNA. The record is from the annotation of a GenBank genome assembly. NCBI's taxonomy places the organism in Eukaryota, Fungi, Ascomycota, Saccharomycetes, Saccharomycetales, Saccharomycetaceae.
AUGGAUACAGAACGCUUGAAAUUGCCUGUGACCGGUGAUACUGCUCUUUCGGCACCUUUGAACGGUGAUCGUACGCCUUCGAAACGAGGGCAUCGCCACAAGAGAUCCUUUGCGAUAUCUCAGGAUCUCGAUUUGGUCAAAUUGGCUAUACCGGGAACGCCUCAGGAAGGAGAUUCCGUUCGCCGUGGAAGCGUAGCGUCGCCUCUACAAAAUCAAGAUAUGAGCCCGCGGUUUUUCAUGAGCGAGGAAUCGACUUAUUCUCACGACGUGCCAAACGCUAUCAUAGACCUAGACGAGGCACUCACAACCAAACCACGAUCUUUUGCAUCUCAUCGCAGGGCUGAAUCUGCUCCUGCGCAACUGAUCUUACCUUUCAGGAUUGAACCUCCAAAUGCACAGACGCAAGCACCAUUGCGAAUAGACGAAGAGGAAGACUCGGAAAGCGACAACGAACUGGGCUCGCAGGAUGCUCUGAUGUCGCCACUACGAGCAAAGUCCCAGUCACCUUUUCUCAAAGACUGCUCUGUGACAGAGUCGCCAAAGCUGCCAAUGAGAAAUCAAUACAACAAUAAUUCCCUCAAGAUAAACAAACAGAAAGAAAGGUAUCUUAACUACACGAAGCAUCUCCCUGCAGCUAGUCCGCAAGCUAUGCACCAAAUGUACCCCCAAGAGCCAUCCUUUUCAUCCUUGUCGUCCGAUUUCAGUUCAGGAACUAGUACAGCAGGCGUCACAUAUUCACCUAAUACUCCUAUCAUUUCAAUGUCGAAGUUUGGAAACAGAACGCCAAGUCCGCGAAAAACGUUCAAAUUCGAGAGUCAAGUUUACGAUUUACCGCCUAACGGCGGUGCGUUUAUCAAUAGCGACGAAGAGCCACGACAAGAAGCUAAGAUCGGCGAUGGUGAUACCUUAACGUGCACCGUAACAAAUUUAACCGGUGAGAACAUGCACAGAAAGUCCAAGAGCGCAUCAGCUUAUGAAAGUUCGGAGGUAUUUCGUAUUUCUAGGGAAAUCUUGCAUGGCCAGCCCGGAGACAGUGUGGAUUUAUCGCGGCUUGCAAAACCUGCUACGAGAGCUGUUGCAGACUCGCCGUCCAAAGCAACCUUGGCUGCCAGCGAACAUCGCACCGUGAGCGACAGCGCUGUCGCGCACGAAGUGACCAAUUCUCACUCUCGUAGACGGAGGGGCAAGUUCAACAUUCUUUUCACGAUUUUCUCACGAUUCAAGGGCUCAAAGUGA